UGCUUUCACGCCCAUAGCAGCUAAACCUCUCCACUACCUGCAAAUCCAAACAAUACCGCAAUCAUGGCUCGUCAAUUCUUCGUCGGCGGCAACUUCAAGAUGAACGGAACCAUCAAGUCCAUCAAGGAGAUUCUUGGCCACUUGAGCCAGGCAAAGCUCGACCCCAACACUGAGGUCGUCGUCGCCCCACCAGCCCUCUACCUCCUCCUCGCCCGCGAGCACCUGCGCCCCGGCCUCGAAGUCGCCGCGCAAAACAUCUUCGACAAGCCCAGCGGCGCCUUCACCGGCGAGAUCUCCGCCGACCAGCUCAAGGACAGCGGCAUCACAUGGACGAUUCUCGGCCACUCUGAGCGCCGCACCAUCCUGAACGAGGACGACGCGUUUGUUGCGUCCAAGACCAAGGCGGCGCUGGACUGCGGGCUCGGCGUGAUUCUGUGCUGCGGUGAGAGUCUCGAGCAGCGCGAGGCAAACAAGACCAUCGAGGUUGUGACCAAGCAGCUCAAGGCGGUGGCGGACAAGGUCAAGGACUGGAGUAAGAUUGUCGUUGCUUACGAGCCUAUCUGGGCCAUUGGCACCGGCAAGGUCGCGACCACGGAGCAGGCACAGGAAGUCCACAAGGCGAUCCGCGAGUGGCUCCAGAAGGAGGUGUCCGCCGAGGCGGCAGAGAAGACGCGCAUCCUGUACGGCGGCAGCGUGUCGGAGAAGAACUGCAAUGAGCUGGCCAAGCAGCCCGACAUCGAUGGCUUCCUGGUCGGCGGUGCUAGCUUGAAGCCCGCGUUUGUCGACAUCAUCAAUGCUAAGCAGGCAUGAAUGCAUGGCGGUGAGGCAAGGUUGUAGACAUCGAUGCACGAAGACAUGACCCCAAGGCUAUUUCAAUAUAGAAGUCGAAUAUCACUCGGAAAGAGCGACAGUCUCAAGAUUUAGUUGUCAUGCUCAA
This is a messenger RNA of Parastagonospora nodorum SN15, 937 nucleotides long. RefSeq lists its product as hypothetical. Lineage: Eukaryota; Fungi; Ascomycota; Dothideomycetes; Pleosporales; Phaeosphaeriaceae. Gene Ontology annotation, biological process: glycolytic process; gluconeogenesis; glycerol catabolic process. Gene Ontology annotation, molecular function: triose-phosphate isomerase activity. Gene Ontology annotation, cellular component: cytosol. The transcript is spliced from 4 exons. Bases 64 to 810 code for a protein of 248 amino acids. The record is from RefSeq and is a predicted model, not a curated record.